GACGCAUGCGCAGUGUGAGGGCCAGCUCGCCGCGGUGACCGGGAGCUGUGGGGGUGUCGGUGCCGCGUCGCGCUGUCCGUGUGGCCCUCAGGCUCCGCUUCCUUCCUCCGCCAUGAGCUUCUUCGGCUUCGGGCCGGCCGCGGAGCUGGACAUCGCGCUGACGGACUCCGAGAGCCGCCGGCGGGUGGAGCACAAGAGCGAGGACGGCAAGAAGGACAAAUACUGCCUGUUCUACGACGGGGAGACCGUGUCCGGCCGGGUCACUGCGGCCCUCAGGAACCCGGGCAAGAGGCUGGAGCACCAGGGCCUCAAAAUAGAAUUCAUCGGCCAAAUCGAGCUGUACUAUGACCGUGGGAACCACCAUGAAUUUGUAUCACUGGUGAAGGAUUUGGCUCGCCCCGGAGAAAUCUCGCAGACUCAAAGCUUUGAUUUUGAAUUUACUCAUGUGGAGAAGCCAUACGAGUCGUACACUGGUCAGAACGUCAAGCUACGAUACUUCCUGCGCGCUACGCUGAGCCGACGUCUGAAUGACGUUGUGAAAGAGAUGGAUAUCGUGGUGCACACACUGAGUACAUACCCCGAGCUCAAUUCUUCAAUCAAGAUGGAAGUGGGGAUUGAGGAUUGCUUGCACAUUGAGUUUGAGUACAACAAGUCCAAAUACCAUCUGAAAGAUGUAAUUGUGGGGAAAAUAUAUUUCCUCCUUGUACGGAUCAAGAUCAAACACAUGGAAAUUGAUAUCAUCAAGAGAGAAACGACUGGCACUGGGCCAAAUGUCUACCAUGAAAACGACACGAUCGCCAAGUACGAAAUCAUGGACGGAGCCCCUGUAAGAGGCGAAUCCAUACCAAUUCGGCUUUUCCUUGCUGGCUAUGAGCUGACUCCAACCAUGAGAGACAUCAACAAAAAAUUCAGUGUCCGCUAUUACCUCAACCUGGUGUUAAUCGACGAGGAGGAGAGGCGUUACUUCAAACAGCAGGAGGUGGUGUUAUGGCGUAAAGGAGACAUUGUGCGGAAGAGUAUGUCUCACCAGGCUGCUAUUGCAUCUCAGCGAUUCGAGGGGACGAGUCACCCCGAGUGUAGACCACAGCAUAGCGGGGCCACAGCGGGGGACCAGGAAAAAGAGUGAAAUUGUGUCCUUCUUUUCAGGCCUUCUUGGUCCAAUAUACAGAGACUGAACCUCUUUACCCCAAACCUUGUCGCCAUCUGUGCUGUUACCCCAAGCACGGGCAUUCGGAUCUAUGCCUGCAGAGGGAUGCAACAGGCACAAUUUACCAGGCAGGCCAAAUCCCAACUCAUUUGGUGAUAUUUGGGGGAAGAUGAGAAGUAUAAUGGUCCCUUAAUAGUUUUAAUUCUCACAUUGCCUUUGUUAAUAUCACAGGCCCAUCUCGGUGUUACACACAAACUUAUUAACAUUGAAGGGGGUGGGAGGGACACAUCAUUUCAGCGAAAGUUUUUUCUUUUUUUUUCUUUCACUUUUCUUGCCAUGAGAAGUGCCCUCUUCUUAUGAAUGGGAGUAGGUGCUGAUGUAAUUAAUAGUUAAUGUCUCAGUGCCAGUAAUGCACCAAUCUGCCCAUUGUCAAUGCCCGUCUCUUUUAAGAUGCUGUUUUAACCACCAGCGAGCAGCAUCUCCAUGCAUGACAUCUCUUUAACUCUCCGUAAGAUGCCCCAGUCGGUGAGGCCUUACUCCCAACAAUCCUCUUUAAAAGUGUUUUAUUUGUUUAUCUGUGCACUGCCUUUUUGAGGUCGUAUUUAAAAUAUUGAAAUAUGUCCCCUGAAAAUCUACAUGAAGAAAUAUAUAUGAAGGUAUAAUUGUUAAAUUAACAAGGAAUUAAUGUCUCCAAAAAAUAAAAUAAAAAAUGAAGCGUUUUAACCCCUAGGGGAUUCAGGGACUUUGCCUCUCCUUAGGCACAUGGACGGUUUAAGCUGGGCACCUUUCCUUGAAAUCCAAACGAUUGCACGUAUAUUGCCUCUCGGCAGAAUCAUAGUAUUACUAUACAGGAGAACUCUGCUCCACUAAUAAAGAUGAAGUGAUCCUUGCGGAUUCCAAUUCUUAGGGGGGUGAGGGGAUGGAGAUGCCCCAAGGGAUAAGAAUAUGGGAUUCUUUGCUCAUUAACUAGUCUAAUAAGCUUAUAUUGCUUAAUAAACCAGUCUUACCUAAGACUGUCUGUAUGGGCCUGUUGGUAUGGCAAUGCUGUACCAGUCUGGUACCCCAUCUUGGGUGGCUAACCGUGUUUGUACAAUUGCAACACAGCUUCUUCCCUACUCAUUAAUGCUUUAACCAAUGUUAGUUAGUUCUUACACCCCUAGCCUGAACCAUUGGCGUCAGUCCAGUGAUGUUUUACCUUUUGUGUUCAGGGGAAGCUACAAUAAUACAUUGUGGUUGUAGCUUUCAAAUAUUGAUGAUCUGUGGCAUAUAAAAGGUGUUUUUACUCUUAGGAUAUAUCAGUUGUAUAUGACAAUAUCCAACAAACCCCAUGAAAACACCCCUUCCUGAGUGCAGGUAGCGAUUUGCUGUACUCGAUCAUUUAAAAUGCUGGAGGGGGUUAUGUAGUUUGCAUUACUGAUGGCCGAAUAGAUCAGUUAGAUUCUAUUAGCCAUUUGUGAGGGGGAAAGCAUUUUGAAGUAUUGUAUUAAAUUCGAACUGUGUACACAUUUAAUGUGCUUCACCAUGUUUAAAUUAUAUACAAAAUAUACGCUUUUUGGUUAAAACAAAGUGUUUACGAGGUGGUAAUUGAUGUAUCUAUUUGUGAGAGAGACUGCAUUUUUUAGAAAAAAAACUUGGAUGUGCCUCAGAAAUGUAAUUUAGAUUGUAAGCUCCUAGGGGCAGGGAUACUCAGUGUCUGCAUUCAUUUCAAGGUGACAGCUCUCCCUUCUACAGAUCACUUUCACACUUCAGAGAAUUCCAUCAGUUGCAGUGUUUUAUUUUAUUUUUCAUGUCUAAUUUCAUUGUGUUUUAAAUGUCUCUUUUACAUUGUUUUAUUAGUCUAAGAUUAAACAAAACAAAAACAAAG
Messenger RNA from Pelobates fuscus (common spadefoot toad), 3011 nucleotides. It is a transcript of the gene VPS26B, whose product is annotated as VPS26 retromer complex component B. Gene Ontology annotation, biological process: intracellular protein transport; retrograde transport, endosome to Golgi. The record is from RefSeq and is a predicted model, not a curated record. The coding region runs from base 113 to 1126 and encodes 337 amino acids. NCBI's taxonomy places the organism in Eukaryota, Metazoa, Chordata, Amphibia, Anura, Pelobatidae. The transcript has 7 exons. Gene Ontology annotation, cellular component: retromer complex; endosome.